Salarias fasciatus (jewelled blenny) is the source of this 5875-nucleotide messenger RNA. RefSeq names its product lysine methyltransferase 5B (gene kmt5b). Gene Ontology annotation, molecular function: protein binding; histone H4K20 methyltransferase activity. The transcript has 10 exons. Gene Ontology annotation, cellular component: nucleus. Lineage: Eukaryota; Metazoa; Chordata; Actinopteri; Blenniiformes; Blenniidae. Bases 316 to 2940 code for a protein of 874 amino acids. The record is from RefSeq and is a predicted model, not a curated record.
GCCGGUGCCCUGGCGGAGGGCAGCGGAGGGACUACUUUCUGUCGGAAGGCCGUGCUGCGCCUUUCUCUGCCUCUGCCCUGUGCUGGGCCGCCAUCUUGAAUUUUAAUGUUGAUUUCUUUAAAAAAAAAUGAGUUUGCAGUGAUAUUUCCGCCCCGGGUCCGCAGCCAGCCGUGGAUGUAGAGUGGCGGAGCGGCGAGUCGCGGUCGUGUCGGCGUCCCCCCUCCCCGGGUUCCGUCUUCAUACCCCGUCUUCCCCCUCUGAGAGCGUGUUUUCACCUGGGAGACUAAAUGCAACUGGUCCAGGGGGAUUGUGGGUAUGAAGUGGCUGGGCGAAUCCAAGAACAUGGUGUUGAAUGGCAGACGACACGGGAACAAGCCGCCCGGCGAGCCGCCGGUGAGCCAGAGCCAGAGUCAGACCCGCUCCCAGCAGCCCCAGCGGGCGUCGCUGCGCCACGGCAAGAGCCACCCCAGGCCCCGGAGAUGUAGCCGCAGGUUCGCCGCCGCCACCCUGGAGGCCGAGCGGAGGUACGUGCCGUCCUCGGGGAUGACCGCCAAGGAGCUGUGCGAGAACGACGACAUGACCACCAGCCUCAUCCUGGACCCCUACCUGGGCUUCCAGACCCACAAGAUGAACACCAGAUUUCGACCAAUCAAAGGCCGGCAGGAGGAGCUGAAGGAGAUCAUCGAGCGCUUCAAGAAGCACGACAACCUGGAGAAGGCCUUCCGGGCCCUGACGACCGGAGACUGGUCCCGGAACCUCUUCCUCCACAAGACCAAGGCCCAGGAGAAGCUCUUCAAGCAGCAUGUGUUCGUGUACCUGCGGAUGUUCGCCACGGACAGUGGCUUCGAGAUCCUCCCCUGCAAUCGCUAUUCGUCCGAGCAGAACGGAGCCAAGAUCGUGGCCACCAAGGAAUGGAAGAGGAACGAUAAGAUCGAGUACCUGGUGGGCUGCAUCGCCGAGCUGUCGGAGAGCGAGGAGAACCUGCUACUGCGGCACGGCGAGAACGACUUCAGCGUCAUGUACUCCACCCGCAAGAACUGCGCCCAGCUGUGGCUCGGCCCCGCCGCCUUCAUCAACCACGACUGCCGGCCGAACUGUAAGUUCGUGUCGACCGGACGGGACACGGCCUGCGUCAAGGUGCUGAGGGACAUCGAGCCGGGGGAGGAGAUCUCCUGUUACUACGGAGACGGCUUCUUCGGCGAGAGCAACGAGUUCUGUGAAUGCUACACGUGCGAAAGACGGGGAACCGGAGCCUUCAAGUCCAAAGCGGGGCUCCCGGCGGAGGUGCCGGUGAUCAACAGCAAGUACGGCUUGAGGGAGACGGACAAGCGUCUGAACAGACUGAAGAAGCUGGGCGAGGGCAACCGCAGCUCGGACAGCCACUCCGUCGGCUCGCACACCGACGGUGACUCUCAGGAAAUGCCAAAAACACAUCAAUCCGCCAGGAAAAGAAGUUCGUCCUCGUCUUCGUCGUCCGGCCUGAAGUUUAAAAACAGGACUCCCAGCAGAGCCGCCGCGCCCCGGGCGCUUUCUACCUCAUGUUCCAAACAAGGUCGCGUAAACAAUAACAGGGUACCAAAGAGACUAAAAUCCCAAUCCAAGCCUUCACUAAGCAAAGUCCAGCUGCGGAGCCGCAGGAGGGGGGCGGAGCCCAAGGCGGCGCCGCCGCCCCGCGGCGAGGCGUGCCAGCUGGGUCUCAGGGACUCCAAGGUGUCGCUCUGCAAAGGCGUCACCGUCAAAAAGGAGAAGGACGGCGUGCCACCGCUGCCACCGCCGUCGGGCUCGCGGGGCUGCGUCACCCGCCACGCCGCCAAGGAGAACGGGAGCCCGGCGGCGGCGCCGCAGGCCGGCGAGGGCGGCGGCUGCUCCACCUACAGAACUCGCAGGUCCACCAGGACGCAGCUGCGGACGCAGGACGCGGCAGCCGGCGUCAAGCUGGAGCCGCGGGCGCUGCUGGACGGCCUGAGCCCCGUCCCCGGCGGCGUGGUCAUCAAGACGGAGCCCGCCGACAUGGACGAGUACCUGCGCCACAGUGCGGGGCUGGAGGCGCCGGCACUGGAUGGCGGCUACGCCCGCAGGUCGUCGCGGGCCAAGCGGAAGCGACUGACGGGGCUCCGGGCCGACCGGACCAUCAAGCGCGAGGAUCUGUAUGGCGAGCCGUUCCUGCCGGUGGCGGCGGGGCACGCCGCCGCCGCCGGCUUCUCAGACUGCGGCAACGUGCUGCUGAGCUUCGCCGAUCGGCACCGGGACUACAACGGCCUGGCCAAUGGCGGCGGCAAGCCGCUGCGCCGGGACAAGGCCAAGGGCGGCUGUCGCUCGCAGGACAAGGCCAAGAAGAAGCGGCGCAUCACGCGGUACGACGCCCAGCUAAUCCUGGAGAACAACACGGGCAUCCCCAAGCUGACGCUGCGGCGCCGCCGGGACAGCAGCGGCAGCAAGACCAACGACCCCGGCGACCCCGUGGGCGCCGCCGCCGCCGCCGCCGCCGCCUCCUCCAGCAAGAUCAGCAUCAAGUUCAGCAAGGACCGCGACAAGGACAAAGGCAGCUCCUACAUCGCUAAGCUCAACAACGGCUUCACGCCCGCCGCACACGCCAGCGCCACCAAGCUGAAGAUCCAGCUGAAGCGCGAGGAUGACGCCCGCCGGCAGGCCAAGGCCGACCGCCUGCCGCCCUACAACGGCGACGGCGAGGCCCGCAACGGCGGCCACCGGACCCAGAACACGCUGGCGGAGCCGUCUUCCGACGAGGAGGAGGACGAGGAGGAGGAUGAGGACGACGAGGACGAGGACGAGGACGACUACUUCGACAACGAGUUCGAGGACGAUUUCAUUCCACUUCCUCCGGCGAAGCGGCUGCGGCUCAUCGUGGGCAAAGACUCGAUAGACAUCGAUAUCUCCUCCAGGAGGAGAGAGGAUCAGUCCCUGAGGCUCAACGCGUGAAGCCGCCGCCCCCCUGUACAUACCGGCCGCCGCCGCCGCCGCCGAUCAACUGUCCUGUUGAUGUAAAAGAAGUAAUUUAAAAAGGAGCGAGGCGCCGCUAGAGGGCGCCGUUCGGCUCAAACCGCCAUCCGGGCCGCAGCUCGGGGACGGCUCGGUCCAGCUGAUGUAACUCCUUCCACUGGGUGGCAGCAGAGGUGGAGGGACUCACUGCACCAUCUGCUGGCACACAGUGGAACUGCAUCCCCCAUUCCUUCAUCUCUGUGUUGAAGCUUUUCUUUUGUACACGUUUGACUCCAGGCUGGACGUUGAAGGUUUGAAAUGCGUUCUUCACUUUUUUCAGUUUAAAUUAAUUAAUUUGACCAACAACAGCGGAGCGGGAAAAAGAACGAACAGAGAACUGGAGCGUAAAAUAUAUUUUCUCCACUUUAAUGUGAAAAUUCCAUUUAACUGAAUUUGUGUUUCUAAUGGAGAAAGCCCCGCCUCCAUCAGUGUCUGAUUGGCUGCUUCUCCCCGUCACUCGUCGUUUCAGCUCUUUAAAUGCGUCAGUGCGCAUUUUAUUUUCAGAUACUCCCGUUUCUCCUGCUUUUCUGUUCUUUCCUGGCAUUUUGUGGGAUGACAACCGACCCGAGCGGCGUUCCUCAGACCGCCGGACGCGGUUUCAGCCGAGCUUCUUUAUAAGAAUGCACUUGUUCUAUUCAUGGCGGACGUGGAUAUUGUAGAAAGUGUACAGUAUGGUGCAGUCACUCUGUCUCAUAGGCAGGUUUUUUUUUUUUUUUUUUUUUUAUUUUGAAACUUUUUCUGUUUGUCAGCGGCGAGGAGGUUCCGAGGCAUUAGGACGGGUCGCGCCAUAUUAUUUCCCGCCGCUCGCCCGCUCCUCUGGUGUAAAGCGCACCGGCGGCGUGUAAACAGACGAAGGAAAGCCCCGCCUCCAGCAGUCCGCCCACCCGGCCAUGCUAUUACUCACACCUGGACUCCUCGCAGGACUCGCCACAGAUUUUCAAAUUAAAAGCAUCUCCCGGCAUUCAACCAGAAUCCUUCAGUUACUUUCUCUUUUAGUCUUCAGUCAGUUUGCAGCUGGAUUGCAAAGAACUGAGCCACACACACACACACACACACACACACUGAACAUCUUAAGGAUCUUUCAUUCUAAACCAUUCAUCCAUUCAUUUCAAAUCAUCCAUACAUCUCAGAAGUGUAUCUUAAGGAAUCAUCCGAGGUGAACCAUCCUUUCAGAAUAAGAGCAGCUGAAGUUCCAGCUUAGCAGAACCAGAACAGAGUGGGUCUAAUACUGUGGCCGGUGGGCGUUCUGUGUUACCCUCAACACAUCAGGCACCUUCAAAAUAAAGCGAAGGGUUCUUUUUUUUUUAUGUGAAUGUCAUCAGAAACAAACAGGACAUUUUGGGAUCAAUUCGGGAUUUAAGUCCUUCUUGUUAUUUUCAUUUUCUGACCAUGUGGAGAUCAUCUAAUGCCGACUGAUCAAUACGAGUCGAUUCACUAAUCAUGAAGUUUCAGAUUGGUCACUUCCUGUCUGUUUUCAGAUCUACUCGAACCAUGUUCGGAGAAACAGGUGCACAGUGGGAAUGUUUUUGUUGAUCAGUAAAUUAAAACUUUUUUUCAUAAUUGACUUCAUGCUUUUGGAAAUAUUUAAAAGCGAUCAAUUUAUUCUGAAGAUUCAUUCAAAGUGGAACAUGAAUUAAAAUGUCUGUGGACCCAGAAUAGAUCCUUGUGGAACACCAGACUGAAUAAUCUUAAUCCCAAACACAAAAGCACAUCAUCUGAGAUAAUUCCGCAGAUUUUUUUAAUCAGUGACCCAUAAACCACCUCCACAUUCUUCUGGGAUGUUUUUCCUGUUGCAACCUGAUCUGCAAGAACCCAGAACCGAUCCCUGUGGAGCACCUCCAGCCCAGUCUGAAGCCAUUAUUACCAUUGUUCCACUAUAAUUCGACAUAUUUCUGUCGUCGUACCACUUUUUAACUAGUUUAGUUCACAUAGUUGAACAUCUUUCCGACUUUUUAAGAGUUCACUUUAAUCCUUGCCUUGAUGCUGCGACCUGAUGCAAGAUCAUAAAGUAGAACCACAGUGGUCCCACAGCAGAUCCAUGUGGAACACCAGACAUCAAACUAACUGGAUCUGCAGCAAUCACUUAAGACAUUGUUUCUUUCAACGUUAAAGUAAAUAAUGGAAAUGUCAAUUUAUCCACGUCGACCGCAGUUCAGAACUUGAAGGGUCCCAGAAUUGAUCCCUGCGGAACGCCACUUGUAAAGUAGCUUGCGGGCGUUGGACCGGCAUCUGUUUACACGGCUCAGAGGACCUGAUGGCGGUGACAUGACGUGGCACGGCGCUGGUCCGAGGAGACCUUUAUGCAUUUCCUCCGGAGGCGUGGCGUACAGAACGAGCAGCUUCCCGCCGGUUUCCCCCGCCCCUUGCGUUGCCCCCCCACCCCUUUGAUGAGCUCCUGAGUUCCUCCAGGUGCCUUAAAAGAGACACGUAGACCAAAACGUCUGGGACUGUAAGCAGGAAGCUGCCGCUCCUUCUGUACAUCACUCCUCCUCCUCCUUCUGCGGAGCGAUCAGCCGAGACUGAACGUCUUCUUCUUCUUGUGUUGAUACCGUUCACAUCACCAGCAGCUCAUCGGACGUCUCCAUCAUCCGCUGUAAACUCUUCCAGGUGUUCCGUCUGUGUGCUCUUUGUCACCAUUUCCGACAAGAAAAAGAAAAAGCUAAAAAAAAAAUCAAUAAAAAUAAAAGAAAACAAACUGAACCCAAUGUGAAUAGUUAGCGGACAUGUUAGCGUGUUGCGUGGGCUAGCGGGAAACGUGUAAAGAGAAUUCAAAGUGGGCAGUGCGUAUAUUGUCCAAUAUGUAAAUCAUGUGAACACAUCUUGUACUUAUUUAACAGUUUUGAAUACUUGAAAACUAUAUAAAGUUUCUUUGUGA